AUUGAGGUGACUAAUGGGAGCCUCCUGGGUCCGCUUCAGCCCCCAUUUCACCAGCCCAUGGUUAUGAAAUCACCAGUCCUUGCAGCCCAAUUCAGUUGUGUGUUUUCUUUCGUAUGUUCAGUGACGAACAAGAAACCAGCUCAAGCGUCUAUUACGAAGGUGAAGCAGUUUGAAGGCUCUACGUCUUUUGUCAGGAGAACACAGUGGAUGCUCGAGCAGCUUCGCCAGGUCAAUGGUAUAGACCCUAAUCGGGAUUCUCCAGAAUUUGAUUUACUCUUUGAAAAUGCUUUUGACCAGUGGGUAGCAAGCACAGCAUCAGAAAAAUGCACGUUCUUUCAGGUUCUACAUCACACUUGUCAGCGAUACCUUACAGACAAGAAGCCAGAAUUUAUCAACUGCCAAUCUAAAAUUACAGGAGGAAACAGCAUACUCCAUUCAGCAGCAGACAGUGUGACAAGUGCAGUGCAGAAGGCAAGUCAAGCUCUGAAUGAGCGUGGUGAAAGGCUAGGUCGAGCAGAAGAGAAGACAGAGGAGCUGAAAAACAGCGCUCAGCAGUUUGCAGAGACUGCACACAAGCUUGCCAUGAAGCACAAAUGCUGA
Molecule: messenger RNA, 600 nt
Organism: Mesitornis unicolor (brown roatelo)
Lineage: Eukaryota; Metazoa; Chordata; Aves; Mesitornithiformes; Mesitornithidae
Gene: STXBP6
Product: syntaxin binding protein 6 (amisyn)
Exons: 5
Biological process (GO): regulation of SNARE complex assembly
Source: RefSeq, a predicted model, not a curated record